CUGAGGAGGGAGGCUCAGCAAGUCCAGGCCCACGCCGCUGCCUCUGCUCCAGCCAGGAUGUGGCUCUUCCACACUCUGCUCUGCAUGACCAGCCUGGCUCCCCUGGCCGCCUUCAACGUGGACGUGGUCCGGACCUGGGUGACCCCCAAGGGAGGUGCCCCCUACGUGCUCAGCUCCCUCCUGCAUCAGGACUCCAGCACCAACCAGACUUGGCUCCUGGUCACCAGCCUCAGAACCAACAAGACAGCAGAGCCCCUAUAUCAGUGCUCCCUCGUCCAGGAUGAGCUCUACUGCCAACCAGUAGAGCACGUCCCCAUCCCAAAGGGGAGGUACCGGGCAGUGACAGCGGUCCGGAACCACCACGGUGUUUUGAUCUGCAUUCAAGUGCCAACCCGCCGGCCCCAGAGCCUCAACUCAGAGCUCACAGGCGACUGCAGCCUGCUGGCCCCUGACCUCCGUCCCCACGCCCAUGUCUACUUCUCCGACCUUGAAAAACUCCUGGAUCCCAGUGCUCCUGUGGAUGCUGGAGACUGCUCCAGGAACAGGAAAGGCAGCACGGAGAACACAGCCAGGCGGCGCCGGGAUUUGAAGGAGGAGGAGGAGGAGGAGGCAGCUGGCACCGAGAUCGCCAUCAUCCUGGAUGGCUCGGGAAGCAUUGAAUCCCCAGACUUCCAGAGAGCCAAAGACUUCAUCUCCAACAUGAUGGAGAGCAUCUAUGAGAAGUGCUUAGAGUGCAGCUUUGCCGUGGUGCAAUACGGGGAGGUCAUCCAGACGGAGCUUGACCUUCAGGACAGCCAGAACGUGACAGCCUCCCUCGCCAGAGUCCAGAACAUCACUCAAGUGGGGAAAGUCACCAAGACGGCCUCUGCCAUGCAGCACGUCCUAGACAACAUCUUCACGCCAAGCCACGGCUCCAGAGAAAAUGCAUCCAAGAUCAUGGUGGUGCUUACUGAUGGGGACAUAUUCCAGGACCCCCUCAACCUCACGACUGUCAUCAACUCCCCAAAGAUGCAAGGUGUUGAGCGUUUUGCCAUUGGGGUGGGAGAUGCAUUUAAUAAAACCAAGGCAUACGAUGAACUGAAGCUGAUUGCCUCGGACCCUGAUGAGGACCACGCCUUCAAGGUGACCAACUACUCGGUGCUGGAUGGGCUGCUGAGCAAACUGCAGCAGAGUAUCAUCCGCGUGGAAGGCACGGUCGGAGAGGCCCUCCACUACCAGCUGGCACAGGUCGGGUUCAGCGCCCAGAUCCUGGACGAGGGACAGGUGCUGCUUGGUGCCGUAGGGGCCUUUGACUGGUCGGGGGGUGCGCUGCUUUACAACAUGAGCAGCCGCAAAGGCCGCUUCCUGAACCAGACGACGGUGGACACCAAGGCUGCGCAGUACGGCUACCUGGGUUACUCGGUGGCCGUGCUGCACAAGGCCUGUGGCCUCUCCUAUGUGGCGGGGGCUCCACGGCACAAGCAGCACGGGGCUGUGUUUGAGCUCCUGGAGGAGGGCAGAGAGACCAACUUCAUUCCAGUGCUGGAGGGCGAGCAGAUGGGGUCCUAUUUUGGCUCUGAGCUGUGCCCUGUGGACGUCGACAUGGAUGGCACCACGGACCUGUUGCUGGUGGCGGCCCCGUUUUACCACGUUCAAGGCGAGGAGGGCAGAGUCCAUGUGUACCGUGUGAACAAGCAGGAUGGUUCCUUCUCCUUGGUACGCAUGCUGAGUGGGCACCCCAGGUUGACUUAUGCCCGAUUUGGCUUUGCCAUGGCAACAGUGGGGGAUAUCAAUCAGGAUGACCUCAUAGAUGUGGCCAUCGGGGCCCCCCUGGAGGACUUUGGGGCAGACGACGGCGCAGGCUUUGGCAGUGUGUACAUCUACAAUGGACACUCUACCAACCAGCUGGUUGACCUCUCGACCAACCAGCCACAGCGGAUCAGAGCCUCAGUGGCGGCCCCAGGACUCCAGUACUUCGGCACGUCGUUGGCUGGUGGCUUAGAUUUCAGUGGCGAUGGUCUUGCUGACAUCACCGUGGGUGCCCUGGGCCGGGCGGCUGUGCUCCGCUCAAGACCUGUGGUUCGUCUGAAGCUGUCCAUGACCUUCGCCCCCAAGGCACUGCCCAUUGGCUUCUACAACAGCGUGAAUGUGAAUUUGUGUUUUGAAAUCAGCUCUGCGACCCCAGCUGCUGAGUCAGGCCUUGGAGAGACCUCUCUGAACUUCACGUUGGAUGUGGACGUGGUGAAGCAGAGGAAAAGGCUGCAGUGUUUAGACGAGAGGAUGUGUCAGGGCUCCCUUAGGAAGUGGGGCACGGGUCCCCGUCUCUGUGAGCCCUUCCUGCUGGUUCCCACAGAGGAACAGCUGUGUCAGGAGGACUGCUUCUCCAACAUCAGUGUCAAGGUCAGCUACCAACUCCAGACCCCCGAGGGCCAGAGGGACCACCCCCAGCCCAUCCUGGACUUCCAUGCUGAGCCUUCUGCCAUCUUCCAGCUGCCCUACGAGAAGGCCUGCAAGAAUAAGCUGUUCUGUGUUGCUGAGCUACACUUGGCCACCACCCUCUCUCAGCAGGAAUUGGUGGUGGGUCUCACCAAGGAGCUGACCAUGGACAUUAGCCUAACGAACUCUGGGGAAGAUUCCUACAUGACAAGCAUGGUUUUGAAUUACCCCAGAAACUUGCAGUUUAAAAGGAUACAAAAGCCUCCUUCUCCAAACAUUCAGUGCGAUGACCCUAAGCCAACUACUUCUGUCCUGGUCAUGACCUGCAAGAUUGGUCACCCUGUAUUCAAGAGGUCGUCUGUAAACUUUUCAUUAGUUUGGCAGCUGGAAGAGAGUGCCUUUCCAAACAGGACAGCCGACAUCGCUGUGACGAUUGCCAAUGCCAAUGAAAAAAGGUCUUUGGUCAAUAAGACCCACAGCCUUCAAUUCAAACAUGCCUUCAUUGCAGUCCUUCCCAAACCAUCAGUGAUGUACAUGAACACAAGCCACGGGCCUUCCCACCACAAAGAGUUCCUCUUCAAUGUACAUGGGGAGAACCUCUUUGGGGCCGAGUUCCAGCUGCAAAUUUGUAUUCCAGUUAAAUUACAAAGUUUCCAGUUCGUAACAGUGAAGAACCUGACCAAGACUCAGGCUGGCACUGUGUGCACCCAGAGUCAGAAGCGCUGUGGGAGCGCUGUGGUUCAGCAUGUGGAAGAAUGGCAGUCAGUGAGCUGUAACAUCAUCUCGGAUAAAGAAAAUGUCACCGUGGCUGCAGAGUUCUCCUUGAGUCAAUCGGAGAAGUUACGAAGAGAUGUGACUGAGCUGCAGAUCCUUGGUGAAAUAUCUUUCAACAGAGCUCUAUAUGAGGGGCUCAGUGCAGAGAACCACAGAACUACGAUCACUGUCAUCUUCCUGAAAGACGGGGAGGCGUCUUCUCUGUCUCUCAUCAUUAAAAGCAGUGUCGGUGGCCUCCUGGUUCUGAUCGUGAUUGUAAUCAUCCUGCUCAAGUGUGGCUUUUUUAAAAGAAAAUACCAACAGUUGAACUUGGAGAGCAUAAGGAGGGCACAGCUGAAAUCAGAGAAUCUGCUGGAAGACGAAGAUUAGGAGCAGCUUCCUCAUCCCCUGGGAGAGCGUGUCCGCCGGUCCCGGAGCGUCUGGAGACUCGGUGUCGUGUGGACGACUUCUCCUUCAGGAUGGUCCUGCGCAGAGUCUCGCACAUUGCUGGUGGAGUGUUGUUUUUUUAACCCUACAUUGUCCCUAAAGUGUCUGUGCGUUAUGCAAAAACGAAGCUUCGGAAACAUUUGGUAUUAAAUAAAGGUAAACUGUUUUCUUUACAGAAGUGCCUUUAAUAUGCAAAUAUAAUAUACUUUGUAAUUUUUUUCCCCCAAGAGGAGGUUAUACAGUUAUACAGCAUUUCCCAGGCUUAUUUGCCUGAGUGCUUUUUUCCUGCUGUUUCCAUGAACAUCUUCCAAAAUAGUGUUCCACGAAGUAUGUUUGUAGGGGGGACAGUGGUCAAAAGCAGUUUCUAGUUUGGCAUUUUCAUCAUCCUAACAUGUGGCCUAUUAUUUCAAAUCAGGCCACAAAAAAGCACCCCCAGAACAAAUGUAAAAAGUGGAAAAACAGAGGUCACCUAAACAGGAACAGGGAGGGAGAGGAGAAGACCAGGACUUUGUUCUGUAGCGUCUGCUUAACAUCCUGUGCUGGGGCUUCCCUGGUGGCACGGUGCUCAAGAACUCACCUGCCACUGCAGGGGACACGGGUUUGAUGUCUUUUCCGGGAAGAUCCCACAGGCUGUGGAGCAACUACGGAGGCUGCCUCUAGAGCCCACGAGCUACAGCUACUGAGCCUGAGUGCUGCAGCUACUGAAGCCUGUGCAUCUAGAAGGUUCUUGUUGUUCCACAACAAGAGAAGCCACCACAAUCAGAAGCCUACGCACCACAACAAAGAGUAGCCCCUGCUGUCUGCAACUAGAGAAAGCUCACGUGAAGCAACGAAGACCCAACGCAGCCAAUAAAAUAAAAUUAAUAAAUUAAAAAAAAAAAACAGCAAAAACUCCCCCCAAACAUCCUGUGUUGAUUCUUGCCUGGCUUCCUGCCGAGUGAAUGGCUCAGGGAAUUUGUUCCUCAGUGAGACAGCGCUCGUCUGUAGGAGGAGGUGGAACCUGGCCUGGGAGCUGGGGGCACCGAGAUUAGGGCCUAGUUAUAGGCUGGCUUUUGCUCUUAGUUUCUUAUUUUAUUUUAUUUUAUUUUAUUUUAUUUUAUUUUCUUAUUUUAUUUUGUUUGUAUGCUCCAUGCUGUUAAUACUUGACCACAUCUGCCCACUCCCAACCCUGCAAUGGGACAGUCUUUGUUUUCAUGGGUAAUAAAAGUCAUUGCAAACAAUUAAACAGUGCAGGAGUAUAUAAUGUGGAAAGUAAUCCCUGUGAUCACUCGGUCUUCUUUAUCUAAUUCAAAGUGCUUUCAUUAUUAUUUCUUCUAAAUUUUAAUUUUUUUUCUGAAAUGUAUGUGGGUAUAAGGUGUGAAUUAGGGAUUUUUUUUUUAAGGUAUUUAUUUAUUUAUUUAGGCUGCACCGGGUCUUAGUUGUGGAAUGUAGGGUCUUUUAGUUGCAGCAUGCGGACUGCUUAGUUGUGGGAUGCGUGUGGGAUCUAGUUUCCCGGGCCCCUUGCAUUGGGAGUAUGGACCACCAGGGAAAUCCUUGAAUUAGGGAAUUUAACCUGAGUUGUUUUUUUUCUCCCCAGACAUAUAACUGAUUUUCACAGGACCACUUAUUGAAAUAGUUAAGCACCUCCUCUGCUCACCCUCCCUCUCCCCAUAUCACAGGGGCUGGAAGCCUUUAACCACUUCCCAGGCUCCCUUGCAGUGGGCUUCUGGUGUAGGUUUUGCCAGCGAGGGGAACUUGCACGAGACGAGAAGGUGGAGAGAUGGGAGAAGGCUUCCGUCUGCUUCUGGCCUCGUGGUGGCCGCAGGUGAGGACAGGCCCCUGAGCAGCAGUGCGCCUGUGUGGGCUCCUGCAGUGGUGGCGGCUUCCUGCAACUCUUGACCUCUGGGUGACACCAGCUGUCUAGUUUUUAUUUUCCAGUCCUCCCAACAAAUUUGAAACUUAACUCUGUGUAUUAAAUCCCUUUCUGUUCAAAAUACCUAGAGUAGUUUCUGUUUUCUUGAUCACCUUAAGUCUAACUAUAU
Hippopotamus amphibius kiboko is the source of this 5636-nucleotide messenger RNA. It is a transcript of the gene ITGAE, whose product is annotated as integrin subunit alpha E. The record is from RefSeq and is a predicted model, not a curated record. Gene Ontology annotation, molecular function: integrin binding. The transcript is spliced from 31 exons. Gene Ontology annotation, cellular component: integrin complex; external side of plasma membrane. Bases 58 to 3558 code for a protein of 1166 amino acids. Gene Ontology annotation, biological process: cell adhesion mediated by integrin; integrin-mediated signaling pathway; cell-cell adhesion. NCBI's taxonomy places the organism in Eukaryota, Metazoa, Chordata, Mammalia, Artiodactyla, Hippopotamidae.